AUGGAGCGGAGCAGCAGCAGCAGCAGCAGCAGCAGCAGCACCGGGAUGAGCGGGAUCACCGGGAUCACCGGGAAUACCGGGAGCGGGCGGGCAGCGCCGCCUGGCGGUGGUCGGCGGGCACUGCUGCCCGCGCUGUGCCUGCUGCUGGCGCUGGCGCCGCUGCCCCCGGGCCGGGCACUGCCCACCCCAAACCUGGCACUGCCCUCCCCGCAGGCCCUCAACCGCUCCAGGGAGCUGCUGCAGGCCGCCCACGCCUCCCUCCGAAGGCUGAAGGAACUCAACACCCUGGGAUUUGAAUGCACCCUGGAAGAGGUUCAUCUUGAAGAUAUCACCAAGAACCAAAUAAACACAAUAAAAGCUUGCACAGCUGAAGAUGCAGGGGCUGGGAACUGUCCAGCACUGGAAAGAUCAGCUUUUGAUAAGAGUAAAUGCCUGCAGGGCAUCUACGAGGAUCUGAGAGCCUACAGGAGGGAGCUCAACAACUUACCCGACCACCAAGUGCUGGCAAGUCUGGAUGAGAUGAUGAAAGUGAGUAUUUUCUGCCUCCUCCCUUCUCUCAGAGACCUCAAAAUUAGAGAAAAUACAGAAGCGCUGAACGGCGGGUGGGACAUCCCGGAACGCCGGGUGGGAGCAGCUCCGGAGUCGUUCCGGGAGGCUCUGCGGCUGUGCCGGAUCCUCCAGGCCCUCCACGUCCGCUCCGUCACCAUCUCCAGGAUGAUCAGCUUCCUCAGCUCCCUCUGA
Molecule: messenger RNA, 741 nt
Organism: Empidonax traillii (willow flycatcher)
Lineage: Eukaryota; Metazoa; Chordata; Aves; Passeriformes; Tyrannidae
Gene: IL12A
Product: interleukin 12A
Exons: 5
Coding region: 1-741 (246 amino acids)
Biological process (GO): immune response
Cellular component (GO): extracellular region
Molecular function (GO): interleukin-12 receptor binding; growth factor activity
Source: RefSeq, a predicted model, not a curated record